Molecule: messenger RNA, 1161 nt
Organism: Protobothrops mucrosquamatus (brown spotted pit viper)
Lineage: Eukaryota; Metazoa; Chordata; Lepidosauria; Squamata; Viperidae
Gene: PAFAH1B3
Product: platelet activating factor acetylhydrolase 1b catalytic subunit 3
Exons: 6
Coding region: 144-821 (225 amino acids)
Source: RefSeq, a predicted model, not a curated record
GUUCCGUCCAGGUGGCGGCAGGAAACCGCUUCCAACGCGGAGCUGAAAGCGGGCAGGCGGAGCAAUUUCUCCGGCGGCUUAAAAGUCGGGGAAGUGGUUGAUUAUUGUUCUUUUCCCCCCCCGAUCAAUACCGAUCUGCAAGCAUGAGCGAUGGCGACAAGAACCCCGCCAGCACCCCAACCCCGGUCAUCGACGUGCAAGGGGAUGGACGAUGGAUGUCGUUGCACCACCGUUUCAUUGCCGAUAGCAAAGACAAGGAACCUGAAGUGGUCUUUAUUGGGGACUCCCUGGUACAACUGCUGCACCAGUAUGAGAUUUGGAGGGAGCUUUUCUCCCCGCUGCAUGCCCUCAACUUUGGCAUUGGGGGCGAUGCCACUCAGCAUGUGCUCUGGCGCCUGCAGAAUGGAGAACUGCAGCACAUCCGUCCAAAGAUUGUGGUACUCUGGGUGGGCACCAAUAACCAUGGACACACUGCAGAACAGGUGGCUGCUGGCAUAGAAGCCAUUGUGCGUGUCAUCAAUCAGCAACAACCCCAGGCCCGCGUGGUUGUAUUGGGCUUGCUGCCACGGGGCAAAACCCCCAACCCGUUACGAGAGAAGAACAGAAGGGUGAACGAAUUGCUUGAGGUUAAGGUGCCGCUGCUCCCCAAUGCCUCUUUCCUCAAUGUUGACCCGGGCUUUGUGCAUUCAGACGGGACUAUAAGUCACCACGACAUGUACGACUACCUCCACCUGACCCGCAACGGAUAUGCCAGACUGUGCCCUGGGCUCCAUCGCCUGCUGCUCUGCAUGCUGGGAGAAUGCCACGCUCAGACCCCUUGAUGGGUGCCGUCAAUCACACCUCAAGAUGCUCGUCAUUGGCUUGAAUGACGGCAGGAGGCUUUAGAAGCUAGAUUGCUGUUUGCUCCAGAUCAGCUGUUCUCAACCGUGCCAACUUUUAAGAUAAGUGGACUUCAACUCCCAGAAUUCUGGGGGUUAAAAGUCCACCCGUCUUAAAAGUUGCCAACGUUGAAGAAAGCCGCUCCAGAGUGCCAAAACAGUUUCCCACCCAUCUUCUACCUGGUAUAUGGAAUUGGGCACUUCUUUACUAACUCCGUAAGCCUCAAGUGUGGGUUUUCUGGCAAGGGAUGGGAAUGACCUGCAGCUGCCAAAAAAAAAAAAA